Messenger RNA from Rotaria sordida, 466 nucleotides. The record is from the annotation of a GenBank genome assembly. NCBI's taxonomy places the organism in Eukaryota, Metazoa, Rotifera, Eurotatoria, Philodinida, Philodinidae.
AUGGCUGCUAAACAACAAUCGAUUGGUAACUCUGAGCUUUUUGUUAAUCAACCUGUUUCUUAUUGUUCAAAAUGUACAAGUUCGAUCGAUCAAAAUCAUCAAUCAAAUAUUCGAUUUAACAAUCGUUUAUAUCAUACUAACUGCUUUACUUGUGGUAUUUGUCAUAAGAAUCUGAGUGAUUCGACAAAUAGUAAUUUUACAAUUCAUAAUAAUGAACCAAUAUGUGCACAAUGUAAACAAGCAAAUGCUAAAAUAUGUUAUGCUUGUCAAAAACCUAUACUUAUUGGUGGAUUAAUAACUUUCGAUACAAAUGUUUAUCAUGACGAUUGCUUUCGUUGUAGUCAAUGUCAGAAAUUAUUGACCUAUGAGACAACAUUGAAUAAACACAAUUCAAAACCUUGUUGUGCUGCAUGCUAUGAUAAAAAAUUCGCACCACAAUGUUCACAAUGUUUGAAACCAAUUUCUA